This is a messenger RNA of Salvelinus namaycush (lake trout), 2361 nucleotides long. RefSeq names its product probable E3 ubiquitin-protein ligase HERC6. Lineage: Eukaryota; Metazoa; Chordata; Actinopteri; Salmoniformes; Salmonidae. The transcript is spliced from 18 exons. Bases 7 to 2202 code for a protein of 731 amino acids. The record is from RefSeq and is a predicted model, not a curated record.
AUCAUCAUGUUCUGCUGGGGAGACGGUUCGAGUGGACAGUUUGGUCUAAACUUUGAGAAUGUGUCUGUUCCUAUAGCAGGGAAUAUAUUCUCUGAUAAAGUCACAGAAAUUGUUUGUGGGGAGCAACACACUUUAUUUCUCACGGUAGAUGGCAGGAUCCUAUCAUGCGGGCGCAACUCAAAGGGACAACUUGGUAGACAGAAGAAAAGAGAUUCAAAACGACCAGCCCCAGUGGAGGGUCUGAGGGCCGUGGUCUCUGUGGCUUGUGGUCAGGACCACUCUGUAGCUGUGUGCGCGUCAGGACAGGUGUACUCCUGGGGGGCAGGAGGUGAGGGACAGCUGGGCAUCGCCCUUACUACUGUCUCCAAAGUCCCCAGGCCAAGACCAGUUCCAAUACCUUCGCCCUUGCCGAUAACAGUGAUACAGGUUGCUUGUGGAAAUUCCCAUUCGUUGGCCCUGACUAAAGGAGGACAGGUGUUCUCGUGGGGUCUGAACAGUCAUGGACAGCUGGGCCUGGGGAAGGGAGUCCCUCUGCAGCCCAUACCUUCCCUGGUGCUCUCCCUCACUGGAGUCCCAGUGACCCAGGUAGCAGCCGGAGGAACCCACACUCUGGCCCUCACCCUCCCAGGCCUGGUCUACUGCUGUGGGGCGAACAGGGCUGGGCAGCUGGGACUCAACCGUGUGGAUGAGAAAGGCCGGUUCAACAUCUGUGCUGUGCCUGCUCUCAGAGUCUUGGGGGUUUCCUUCAUCAGCUGUGGAGAGACGCAUUCUGCUGUUCUCACCAAGGGUGGACAGGUGUUCACCUUUGGGGAGGGAAGCCGAGGCCAGCUUGGGCACAACGCAUCAGCUAACGAAAUCCUACCCAAACUGGUAGAGGGUAUGGAUGGACUGGUCUCACAGAUAGCAUGUGGCAGCCAUCACACCCUGGUGCUGGGGUCCUCAGGUCAACUCUGGGCCUUUGGCAGUGGGGUCAAAGGUCAGCUUGGGACUGGCAACACAGAGGGCAGCUUGCGACCCACCUCAGUGCUGCUGAAAGGGGCUUCUGGUGGGGCAGCAACAGUCAUACAGAACGACAUGAAGAUAUCAGUGGGAUGGAAUUCAAACUUCAUUUACACCGCUGAGAGUUCUGAAAGAGAACAGCCAAUUGGGAGGUUAGAUAAAGCCAAGCUGCAAAAAUGGCUGACGAUGAAGCAAGGAAAUACAGAGGCUCAAAGAGAAAUAUCCUUGAUGUUCUCAACAAGUUCAAGUCUUGUGGCCAGUUUCACCAAAGCCAGUGAGUCUCCAUCAACUAAAGCUGCAGGAGCUUUGAGAGUGGACCUAGAGGCUGCUAGCCAGGCUUUUGAUCAGCUCUUCAACAUCCCAUGGAUCAGGAAAUCAGUAAAUAUAUUGCCACUGGUGGACAAUAUUUUCAGUUCAGCAGCUGUCAUCAAGUCACCAGAGAUCUUUCUGAUACUACCCACAAUCCCUCUUUUCCACGAGGACCACAACGUCAUGAACAUGGUCAUGACUUUAGCAAUAGUUAUCGAUGAGGAUCUGAAUGAAACGGCCAUGAACAUUUUAAAAGAGUGGUGGUCCUCAAUGGAGACAAACAUCAUGACUAAGCACAUUCUGAUGUGGAAGAAUGCCCUGUCAUUCAUGCUGAGGAACGGUCUUCUGGCUACCCACAACCCCGGAGUCAAAUUCCUGCUGGAAGCCCUCAAGUCCCUCCACAGAGCAAACAAAAGGGCCGGAAGAACCCAGGAAGUUCCAGCCAGUACCUUUUAUGUGGAAGAGAUCAACGGUAGUGUUAUUCUAUUGGAGGAUGUGAAGCUUUGGCGUUUUUGGUCAACAAGGGAGGACACAGAGGUGACACCAGUCAUCUUUUGCCGUUACCCAUUUGUGUUGAGUCUGAUCUGCAAGAUGGCGAUUUUCAACAGUAAUGCACUUUAUACAAAGGUGGUUCACAAAGUCACCCACCGGCUGACGGUGAUGUAUCCUUCUGGAACGUUCCGAGACAACCCAGAAUCUCCCCCUGCUCCAGUCUUCCAGUUGACCUUAAGGCGCCCGUCUCUCAUCGAAGACACCUUCAGACAACUGGGUGCUGCAGAUCAUGACUACUUCCAGAGAGAACUUGUGGUGCAGUUUGUGGAGGACAUGAAGCUGUCGCUCGUCAACAUAAGGGACUUUUUCCUCCAUGUGUUUAAAGAGCUGUUGGCAUCUUGAGAUGUUCAUGUACAACGACACCAAGACACUGGUCUGGUUCCCUGCCAAGCCCAGAGUGGAGGAGAAGAGCUACUUCCUGUUUGGUGUCUUGUGUGGCAUGGCCCUGUACAACCACAACAUUGUAUACCUGCCCUUCCCUCUGGCCCUGUUCAAGAAGAU